GCGCCUCAGCGAGGGCGGGGUACGGCGUCCUCCCUCCCCUCUGGGUGGGCGCCUGCUUGCGCCUGCGCGCAUGCGCGCUGUGGUGCGAAGCCACCUCCCCCGCCGAAUCGCGCAUCUGCGCAGUUGCUGUUAUUGUGACUGUCGGGCCACGGCCCCGGAUGUUGUGGCUGCCGCGGGGAGAUGGCUGAGGCCGAAGGGGUUCCCACGACCCCAGGCCCGGCUUCGGGGUCGACUUUCAGGGGCCGCCGAGAUGUGUCAGGCUCCUGGGAGCGGGACCAGCAGGUUGAGGCGGCGCAGCGGGCCCUGGUGGAGGUGCUGGGGCCUUACGAGCCUCUGCUGAGUCGGGUGCAGGCAGCCCUGGUGUGGGAGCGGCCAGCUAGGAGCGCUCUGUGGUGCCUGGGGCUGAACGCGGCUUUCUGGUUUUUUGCCCUGACAUCUCUUCGUCUUGUGUUUUUACUUGCAUUUGGCUUGAUGAUCAUUGUGUGUAUUGAUCAAUGGAAGAACAAAAUCUGGCCUGAAAUAAAAGUGCCAAGACCCGACGCAUUAGACAAUGAGAGCUGGGGCUUUGUGCACCCUCGGUUGCUCAGCGUGCCCGAGCUCUGCCACCAUGUAGCUGAAGUCUGGGUUAGUGGGACCAUUUUCAUAAGGAAUGUUUUGCUUUUCAAAAAGCAAAACCCAGGCAAGUUCUGCUUGCUGAGCUGUGGGAUACUGACCUUUUUGGCUGUCUUGGGCCGCUACGUCCCUGGGCUUCUGCUGUCCUACUUGAUGCUUGUCACUGUCAUGAUGUGGCCCCUUGCUGUGUACCACCGACUGUGGGAUCGAGCAUAUGUGCGGCUGAAGCCAGCUCUGCAGCGGCUAGACUUCAGUGUCCGUGGCUACAUGAUGUCCAAGCAGAGAGAGAGACAAUUACGCCGCAGAGCUCUCCACCCAGAACGAGCCAUGGACAACCACAGUGACAGCGAAGAGGAGCUUGCUGCCUUCUGUCCUCAGCUGGACGAUUCUACUGUUGCCAGGGAAUUGGCCAUCACAGACUCUGAGCACUCAGACGCUGAAGUCUCCUGUACAGACAAUGGCACAUUCAAUCUUUCAAGGGGCCAAACACCUCUAACGGAAGGCUCUGAAGACCUAGAUGGUCACAGUGAUCCAGAGGAAUCCUUUGCCAGAGACCUUCCAGACUUCCCUUCCAUUAAUAUGGAUCCUGCUGGCCUGGAUGAUGAGGACGACACUAGCAUUGGCAUGCCCAGCUUGAUGUACCGUUCUCCGCCAGGGGCUGAGGAGCCCCAGGCCCCACCUGCCAGCCGGGACGAGGCUGUGCUGCCGGAGCUCCUGCUUGGUGCUCUGCCUGUAGGAUCCAACCUCACCAGCAACCUUGCCAGCCUGGUCUCCCAGGGUAUGAUUCAGCUGGCCUUGUCAGGGGCCUCCCAACCAGGCCCUUCUGGAGCACCUGCCCAGAGAGCAACGAGAGGCUUCCUCCGGUCCCCCAGUUCAGACCUGGACACUGAUGCUGAGGGGGAUGACUUUGAACUUCUGGACCAGUCGGAGCUGAGUCAGCUGGACCCUGCCAGUUCUAGGAGCCACUGAGGCAGAGACUCCUUUUGGGAGUCACUGUGGUUUAGGUUUUUUUCUCCCCAUCCCACUUAAGGUGAUGGGGCAAGGGAAGAACUCGGCUCCCCUCCCCUGAAUUAUAUUUGUAUGCUGGGUGGCCUGGCUGAUGCUCAGAGGCCUCCUUAGAGAGGACACUCACUCCCCUCCCACCAGCUGGAUGCCCAUUUCUGAGCUCAGUCACUGAAGUGAGAGUGUGCUCCCCCAAGGGAGGCUUCUCUCCAUCAGGAUGGUACUUUGGGGGAACAAAAUAGUCAGGGAUAUUGGUUCCCCUUUGAGGAGGUGCUGCUGUUUGCUUUUAGGUAUGAGUGCUCAGGGGCCCUCACUGAAAGAGCCCAUGCCUGCCUUCCUCCUUUCAUCGCCUCUCUAGAGCCCCCAAAGUCAGGCAGCAGCUGGAGUAGUUACAUUGUCAUCAUCUUUUUUUUUGAGAGAGUUUCGCUCUGUUGCCCAGGCUGGAGUGCAGUGGUGUGAUCUUGGCUUUCUGCAACGUCUGCCUUCCAGGUUGAAGAGGUUCUCCUGCCUCAGCCUCCUGCGUAGUGGGAUUACAGGUGCCCGCCACUAUGCCCGGCUAAUUUUUCUUUUGGUAUUUUUAGUAGAAAUGGGGUUUCACCAUGUUGGCCAGGCUGGUCUCAAACUCCUGACCUCAAGGGAGCCGACUGCCUUGGCCUCCCAGAGUGCUGGGAUUAGUCGUCAUCUUUUGUUAAACCAGGAUUUGGUUUUUUUCUCUUUUUUUCUUUUCUUUUCUUUUUUUUUUUGAGACAGAGUCUCACUCUGUUGCCCAGGCUGGAGUGCAGUGGCACGAUCUCGGCUCACUGCAACCUCCGCCUGCCGGGUCAAGCGAUUCUCCUACCUCAGCCUCCUCAGUAGCUGAGAUUACAGGCAUGCACCACCAUGCCCGGCUAAUUUUUUUUGUGUUUUUAGUAGAGAUGGGGUUUCACCGUGCUGGCCAGGCUGGUCCAGAACUCCUGACUGCAAAUGAUCAGCCCACCUCAGCCACCCAAAGUGUUGGGAUUACAGGUGUGAGCCACUGUGCCCAGCGUGAUUUUUUUUUUUUUUUAAAGCAAACUUGUCCUUUGGUUUUGCAGAACAGGCCUGCUCCCUCUCCUCUAGCCCAUCAUUUCUUGGGGCCUGAACCCCAGUGGUCCAAAGUAUUGCUUGUGAAAUUUUAAAAAUGUGAAUAUGAUGUGGGGAUGGGCCUCUUCUACAUUACCUUGGCCCAGGGGGAUCAGCUGGCUGGGAGGAUUAGUGAGCACCUCUGUAUUUUGAGGUCUGAGUCUUCUGGAGCUGUGUAGUUAAUCUUCGGUUUCUGAUAACCCCUGGGUCCAUCUGGCCAUCAGCCUCAGCAGUGAGCAAAGCAAUACCAUACUCAUUUCUAUGUUCCUGUUCCUUCCUCUGCUCCUCCUUUGGAGAAGCAGUAAUUCAUGGGGGAUGAUACAGUCGCACUUUACAAAUGGCUCCAUGUCAUUCAUCCCAAGGGCCAUAAUCUCUUGCACCACCUAUUCUUACUUCCUGUUCAGCUCCUUUACAGCUUUUAUUUUCAACUGCUUCCCAACUUGGUGGGGCCUCCUUUAAGGAUGAGCCAAUAGUAAGAAUGUGGCUGUAAUCAGCAGAGACCCCUCUGAGGGGUAUCUGUUCUGCAGCCCCUAGUAAAAUCAUGUGAUGUGAGACAGAAACCUAAACAUGGUACUUGAUUCUAAACCUGUGCCAGUCUAUAGCCUCUGCCUCCCCAAUCAGAGCUCAAGCCAAACGCUUCUGUCCUCUUUCCUUCUGCAUUAACCCUUUGCUGAUCCUCAGGGGCCACUCCCCCAACACCCCUGUACUUGGGUGAGGGAUGUUGGACAGAGCCUGUUUUCAUGUACUGCAGGUGGGGGUGUGCUGACAUGUUUGCUCUUGGUUGAUGGAGAAGGUACAGAGGCCAGGGAGUGAAAAUGGUUGACAGAAGAGGGAAGAGUUAGGUGUCUCAUAGUCACUCAUAGUGGGGUGGUCAGGGGUAAUGGCAUCUCCCCACUUUAGGCUUCUCAAACAGACUUUUGACACCUCUCUUCUCAAGUUCAGAGCUGUGAUGUGGAAAGACAGGAGGUGUGGGGAAGGAGGGGGAUUUCGUGUGUUUGCAUGAGUGUGCGCUUCAGGCCUUGGGAGUUGGCAAGAGGGAGGGAAGGAAGGAGAGCAAAGUCUUCGGAAGGUGUUUCUUGUACCUGAGGGAUCCUGCCCUGAAUCUCCAUAGUCUCCACUGUGAACUGAGGAGGGGAGGGGUGUGCUGGGGAAUAAAUCUUGUAUGAGAACAA
Pan troglodytes (chimpanzee) is the source of this 3887-nucleotide messenger RNA. It is a transcript of the gene RETREG3, whose product is annotated as reticulophagy regulator family member 3. NCBI's taxonomy places the organism in Eukaryota, Metazoa, Chordata, Mammalia, Primates, Hominidae. The transcript is spliced from 9 exons. The coding region runs from base 181 to 1581 and encodes 466 amino acids. The record is from RefSeq and is a predicted model, not a curated record. Gene Ontology annotation, biological process: reticulophagy.